Molecule: messenger RNA, 913 nt
Organism: Effrenium voratum
Lineage: Eukaryota; Dinophyceae; Suessiales; Symbiodiniaceae
Source: the annotation of a GenBank genome assembly
AGCUUUGGCUUCAACAUCGCCUCCGCGCAGCCCUGCAGCCUUGCAGCCUUGCAGCCUGACGGCAACAUCUUCCUUCCGCUUGCCAUGGAGGUAACAGGUGCUUUGACUUUGACCAGGAGCGCCCCUGCUCCUGUUCUGGUGCCGGCGCGCCAGGCUCAUGGAUCGAGCUCCGGAGUCACCCAGUGGCGUGCUGCCGCCGCGGGCGUGCUGGGUCUGGCGGUGGCACAGGCCCGCAGGAGGCCCAGAUGUGCGCGGGCUGCGCAGUCCGAUGACCUCCGCGCCUUUCUGUUGGGCGAACCGGCGAAGGCACCGACGCCGGAAAAGCCAAAAGCUGCGCCAAAAGCUGCGCCAAAGCCUGCUGCAAAGCCAAAAGCGGCUGAAAAGCCAAAGGCAGCCGCCGAGCCCGCUGCGAAGCCCGCUGCAAAGCCAAAGGAAGCUGCCAAGCCCGCGAAGCCGGCGGCCAAGGCGAAGGCCAAGGCAAAGGCCAAGUCGGGGAAGGCCGAGGCAAAGGCACAUGUGAAGUCGGCCCUGACCGAUGAGAGCCCGGAGAAGAGCACCGGCUGGUCGAAGCUCUUGGAUACAUUUGCGACGGUGGACAAGGACGGCAACGGGCGGAUAAGCAAGGAUGAACUGAUGACAGCAGUCAAGGGCCACGGAGUGAAGGAGUCCGAGAUUCGGGAGGCUAUGAAGAGUAUCGACUUGGAUGAUGACGGGGAAAUUAAUUAUGCUGAGUUUGUGAAGCUGCUCAGGUGACAGGAACACAGCACCUGAAGGUUUGGAACAACGCUGUCAAGAGCAGUUUAGAGUCCAACAUGUUUGCUUUCAUGUUGAGUCCCUUUCGCAGCCCUUUGCAGCAAUAUGUGGUGUAGAUGGAGUGACUAUCGUUGGACUCUGCAAGUUCAUCCAGUGCGAC